Emiliania huxleyi CCMP1516 is the source of this 4917-nucleotide messenger RNA. RefSeq lists its product as hypothetical. The transcript is spliced from 5 exons. Bases 1 to 4707 code for a protein of 1568 amino acids. Lineage: Eukaryota; Haptophyta; Isochrysidales; Noelaerhabdaceae. The record is from RefSeq and is a predicted model, not a curated record.
AUGAUGCCGCCGACGUCGCCAAUCUCGCCGCCGUCGGCCGACCUCGUGCGGAGGCUCGGGAGAAUCGAUCAGUUCGGCCCGAAGAGACAGGCAAGCCUGCAGGAGGCGUUCAAAACGGAGGCUGAGCUUUGCAAAGCGACGGAGAAGGACCUGCGCUCAGUCGCCAAGAUCGGGCCGGGGCUGGCAAAGGUGUUGUACGGCGUGAUCGCGACGGGCGAGUUUCCGCCCUCAAAGUGGCGCGGCGAGGCUCGCGUCGCGAUGUGGAACACGCGCACGCAAAAGAAGGUGUCGACGCGGAGCCUUCCGACUGAGGAGGGCGCGGAGGCGUGGCUCGAGAAGCGCCCGCACUGCGAGCGUUAUACGGGCCAGGACAUGACGCUGAGGGGGCCGAACCUCGUGUCCGACGCGAGCGUGAUGGGCGGGGCGGACUACCUCAUGCACUGCGGCCAGGCGGGCUCUGCCGAGGAGCUCGCUCGGCUGGACCAGACGCUCGCAGAGCACAAACUCGCGCGCCGCGUCGUCGCCGUCGCUGCGAGCGGCGGCUCGAGCUCAGCGCCUGCAGCGCCGCCUGGAUCCAGCCUGUUCGACGCCGUCUCGCAGGCCGCGAGGCGGCUCGAGCAAGAGAUCUCGCAGAACGAGAUUCAGAGCGCCGCCAUAUCGGCGGUGUCGCGGCGCUGCGUCGACCCGCUCACCGAGCGCGCGCAGCGCAAGUCGCCGAGCCGGAAGAACGUCCUGCUCGUCAACCCGAAGCACAUGCCUCGCACCGUCGAGCCGCUCCGCCUCGCCGAGUUUGGGGGCUCGUACCACGCGCUGGUGCCGGACGACGAGGCGGCGGCAGCGGCGGAGCCGGCCGAGGCCGUCGUGUCGUCCGACCCGGAGGUGCUCGCCGACGCGGAGGAAGCGCUUCUCGCCGCCGACGAGACGCAGCUCCCUGACCUUAAGGACGACCUCGAGACGAGCCUCAAGGACACGGAGAACAUCCCGGAGAAGCUCGACCUCUCUUCCUACUCCGAGCCGCUCGAAGGCUACCGGCGCCGCCUCGUGGACGGCGCAGGCCUCGACGCGGUGUGCCUCGGCGACAACGGCGUCGGCAAGAGCACGCUCGUCGACGUCGCCAUCUACAACACGCUCGAGGACGACAACGCGUACAAGCCGCGCCUCGACCAGGGCUACGUGCUCGAGGCGGUCAACAAGUUGUUCUCCACCGCCGAGGCCGACCCGCCGACUCUCGCGCAGCUCAUCGCCGACAAGACAUUGCUGUCUUCCAAGGGCACCGAGGUCGUGGUUCUCGAACACGACGACGCGGCGGCGGCAGAGGCGGGCGCCGACAUCGCGCAGCUGGAGAACGACUUCCGCUCGUACGCCGAGAGCCCCGGGCACAUGCGGCCGAGCUUCAAGAAGGCGCACUUCCUGCUGCCGACGGGCCGUGACGACCACGCCACCACCGCGAUCCACACGUUUGUGCGCUACGGCGGCGGCGUGCACAUGCUCGUGAGCAAGUACACCGUUGCCGAGCUGAAGCAGCAGGCGUUCUUGUUCGUGGCGAUCCGGCGCGAGCUCGGCGACGACGACCCCGAGGACAUCGAGAACGAGAAGCAGAAGGACGAGCUCAAGGAGGCGUGGCACACGUUCCUCAAGGUGACGCAGGGCCAGACAACCGAUCUGCCAGAGCUGUCGGACGAGCUGCCGGCGGCCGACGAGCUGCCCGAAAGCUGGAGCGAGGUCAAGGUCUGCGACGCGGUGCUCAAGCUGACGAGCUCGCCCCACACGCUGUACUGCGGCGAGGGCCGGUCUCUGCACCACGACCGCAAGCAGAUCCACGAGGUGCUCGAGACGAUGAACGAUGAUGAGCGGCUCGAGCGGGUGGUCGCGAAGACGGUUGAGCUCUUCGUCCCCGCGGCGGUCCUCGAGGGCGGCUGUGGCUUCAUCGACCUGCCCGGGAACAACGACGCCGACCCAGGCAGCAUGCGCCAGAUCCGGGAGGGCAUCGAACGAGCGGGCGCCGUCUUCGUCGUGCUCAAGCGGGACAUCGCGGGCGACAACAACACGGUCAAGCUCCUGAAGGACAGCGGCCUGCUGGCCCGCGCGCUGCAUGCCGACGAGCCGCUCAAGCUCGUCUUCCUCUUCAACCGCGAGCUCAGCCAGCAGCUGAAGAUCUCGGACAUCGACACGGAGGCGGAGGCCGAGACGCGACGGGCGCUCGAGGAGAACACGCGCAAGAAGUUCAAGAAGAUGCUGAGCGACGUGAACAGGUCCGCUCAGAAUCGGCAGGAGCCAGCGCGGACCGAGGAGGAGAUCGCGCAGAUCGUGGCGAGCACGCCGAUGCGCGCCAUCUACCCGAUGUCGCACACAGCAUGCAAGCUGCAUACCGAGUUCGUCGAGAAGAACGCGGACAACAAGGCACUAGCCGAGGGCGUCUUCUCCCACUCCAACAUGUACUGGUUCUCGGGCGUGCUCGACGCGCUCAACCGCGACUACUACGUCCGAGAGCUCGGCCGCCUCGUGACGAAGACGAUCCCCGAACUGCUGCAGAAGCUUCAGAGCGGCCUCGACGAUGCGGCUCACACGGACGCGGGCCUGCCGUCGAAGCUCGUGGAGAUGGCGCAGUCCUGGCUCAAGGGCGCGAACCGGCUCACGGGACCGUUUGGGACUCUUGUGGAAGACUUGAGGGAAAAGCUGCGCAAGCUCGACACCACGGGCCGCAUUGACACCGCCCUCUUCCCUCGCCGCACCCCCGUUGGCUUCGAGCUCACGGAGCAGUCGCCCCCCUUGUCGCCAUCCCCGCCACCCUUUGGCGAAGGGUACCGCAGCAAGAUCGAAAAUCUCGUCGCUAACUUUGUCGAGGAGGGGGAGGCGAUCGCGGACUUCCUCGCAAGGGCGGAGGAGCGGUCGUCGCAGUCGUGGCCGACGCUAAAGAACAGCCUAAGGCACUACUCGACGGCGAUGAUGGCGAUCGACCCGAAGCACAACGGGCUCCUCAAGGGCAAAGAGAUCCUGCCGGUUGUGUUCGGCUCGCGCAGCCUUGUGCGGGUCGACUUCUCGCAGCUCGCUAAUGACGAGCCCGAGUCGAUCUUGCACGACUUCCUGCAGGACUUCAAGGAGCUCGUGAUCGACUUGCUCGUCUCCUCCGUCGACCAGGCGCUGCAGGUGAACGGCGUCGACACGCAAGAUGUCGUCGUCGAGACCCUCAAGGAGAGCUUCAUGACCUGCGACGUCCACGCGCUGCUCGACGAGCGUUUCUCGAUCAAGUGCUUCUUCAUGCCUAAGCGUUCGCCGCCCGUCGACCUGCAGAACGGCGACGUUGCGGCGUAUUUCAACAAGCUCGCGGCGAAAGAGCGCGUCACGGCGCUGCGCGACAAGGUGCUCAAGAAGGCGACGGAUCAAUCAAGCCUCGGCGAGGUGCACGCCCUCAUCGAGAACAACCUGGAGACGACGCGCGAGGCGUGGAGGCACCAGCUCGCAACGACGCUGUCCAAGUUCACGGUCACGCAGUUCGGCUUGCUGAUGGCCGACCUGACUGAGGGCCGCAAGCGCAUGGGCGGCGGCCUGAUCAAGCAGUUGCUCCGCGCCUUCCUCCAGCACAUCGUGCAGACGGACCAGAUGAAGUCGAAUGCGGCGCUGCGGCGCGAACUCUCGCGCUACAUCAACGACUUCCGCCGCCAAAACGCGGCGCUGCACUCGCUCUGGACGCGGCUCGAGAAGCAGUCCGAUCCCGAGGAGCUCGGCAGGGCGGCGGCGCGGCACGUUGACAUGCGGCGGCUGCGCGAGGCUGUCGUGCGCCAGGCCGGGAGUGGCGCCAACCUUGGCAGUCCGGCGCAGAAGAUGCCGGCGCUCUCGCUCGUGCGCGAGGACGCGCCGAAGUGGUGGCAUCCUUCCGAGAACUUCUUGCGCGGCGACAUGUCCGUCGCCCAGCUCAACGCGCUGAGCGCCGAGAUGCUCUCCAAGUACCGGCUCGGCGCGUGCCAGAUGAAGACGGAGGGGUACGCCUCACUCUUCCACGCCGUCGCGAAGCUCGCGUGGGGUCAGAAGUCGCUGAAGAGCCGCCUCCUGACCUUGAACGACGCGGCGGCGCAGCUGCGAGCCGUCUGCGCGGCCCAGGUCCUGAAUUACUGCGCCAAGAAGGAAGAGCGCAACGCAAAGGUCGCCGGCUUCCUGCACGAGGCCCCGGCGUCGGACUGGAAGGAGCAGUACAUCGCGCUCAUCAAGGGCAACUACCCUGGUGACCUCUUCUGCCUGUGGCACCUCGCGUGCCACUACAAGCUCGACUUCUGCAUCUGGCGCCCGAGCGCCGAGAAGCUGCCGCCGAUCCUUGUGACGCAGCGCGACAAGGAGUUGCCGACGGCGGCGCACCAUCUCAUCGUCACCGCCGACUCGGACAAGGCUGACGGCACGCCGAUUGACCUCUCGACCAUCACCCCGUCCGAGUACGAGGCGCAGUGGUGGUUCUUUGCCGACGACCGCAAGGUGCGCUUCAGCGACGCCAAGGGAAAGGUCCACCUCCUCGCCACGACCGACGACGAGGCCGAGGCGUCGACCAAGGCCCGCCUCGCUGUCCCGAGAUCGACCGACGGCGUGGAGUGGACGUCUCCGUCGAGCUACCGCAUCACGGCGGAUGUGCCCCCCCCGCGCCCGACCGGAGCCGAGAUCCACCACCGACCGGAGCAGCCAACGGAGGCGGAGAGGGCUUGGAAGAAGGCGCGCCGCUGAAGCGAGUCAACCCGAGGCGCGGUUUGCGCAGACAGAUCCGUGUAGGUUUGGGGGUUGCCAUCGCGUCAGAGCGGUUGUUGUGUGUGUACUGUCUACUGCAAGAUUGUGUUGGAGAGCGGCGCGCGCGGAGCACACUGGGAAAGUCGUGAAUUCAUUAGGCGGCUCCCGCGUGUGGUCGGUACCUCUGUGUUACAGUGUUGGUUUUUACGC